UGAAUUAAUAGGCAUCAUUAAUCGAUCGACGAUCCCAGCGCUCUCUUCACUGUGGCUCUGCUCUCUGCUCGACUCGACGUCUUUUGGGGAAAAAAAUGGCAACAACAGUGAAGCUCAACACCGGUGCCCAAUGUCCCAUUGUGGGACUGGGGACAUGGAAGUCGACCGAAGGGAAGGUCACAGAGGCCGUGAAAGCCGCCAUCUCAGCCGGCUACAGGCACAUUGAUGGAGCGUUCGUCUACCAGAACGAGACAGAGGUUGGAGAGGGGGUCCAAGCCAUGGUCAAGGAUGGCGUGGUCAAGAGGGAAGAUCUUUUCAUGGUUAGCAAGCUGUGGUGCACUUUUCAUGGAAAAUCCCUGGUGAGACAAGCCUGCGAGAAGACCCUAAGUGAUCUUAAACUGGACUAUCUAGACCUCUAUCUAGUGCACUGGCCCAUGGGAUUCAAGGCUGGCAGUGAGCAGUUCCCUCUGGAUAGCGCAGGAGAGACAAUCAGUGAUGAGACUUCCUUCCUGGAGACAUGGGAGGGAAUGGAGGAGCUGGUGGAUGCAGGUUUGGUCAAAGCUAUCGGGGUGUCCAACUUCAACAAGGCACAGAUUGAAACUAUCCUCAACAAGCCAGGGCUCAAAUACAAACCUGCCAACAACCAGGUCGAGUGUCAUCCAUACCUGACCCAAGAGAAGCUGAUCGACUUCUGCCACUCUCAGGGCAUCUCGGUGACGGCUUACAGCCCCCUGGGCUCCCCUGACAGACCCUGGGCUAAACCUGAAGACCCCUCACUGCUGGAAGAUCCCAACAUCAAAGCCAUUGCUGAGACGCACAAGAAGACACCUGCUCAGGUCCUGAUCCGCUUCCACGUCCAGAGAAACGUGAUCGUGAUCCCCAAGUCGGUCACACCUCACCGCAUUCAGGAGAAUUUCCAGGUGUUUGACUUUAAACUAUCUGAGGAGGAAAUGAAGACCAUAUUAGGAUUUAACAGGAACUGGAGAGUCUGUCCCAUGCAAUGGAGCACAAAGCACAAGGACUACCCGUUUAAUGCUGAGUUCUGAAGUGGAGAAAUGCAGAUUUUCCACAGGAUCACCAUUCAGGAGUUCGCCUCUCCAACUUCUCUAAGAGUCGCUUUGCUCUUCUUUUGAGUGGUUUGCAAAAGAAGUGUAGCCUUGUGGCUGACUUUCAAUGACCUGUUACUUGUUUAACUUACCAAUACUUCCUCCAAACACACCAAAAUGAGUUUUACAUCAAAUAAGAGACGCUCACUGAUCCAAUCUAAGGCCAUUAUGUAUUAUUAAGUGAGUAAUCAUUCAGGGUUGAUUCUUAGCAUACAAUCACUCCAUUUUUAUAUUUUAUUUGAGGUUUGACUUGAAAACUGACAAAAGUACGUACAGUACAUUCUGAUGUAUCCAAACUGAAGAUUUCAUCAGCGCUUGUUUUACAUGCAUUUGCCUUAAGAUACAUCAUAAGAGCUCUUCUCAUGUAGCUUUAUGUUAUUCCUACACUUUCACUUGGUAACCUGGUUUCCAUUUGUCUCUUGACUGCAAAAACUGCAAAAUAAAAAGCACUAAAUCAUCUCUGUUACAAAAACAUGUUGCCUCGACAACGAUGACUUAAAGCACUUCCCUGUGUUACUUGUGAGUCACAUGUGACACUUUAAAAUCAUGUGUGUUUAGACUCUUACAAAAUCCCUCCUUUCACUUCCUGGUUGGGCUGUUUUUCCAAACACUGAAAUAAAGUCUUGUGGGGAAAUUA
Molecule: messenger RNA, 1743 nt
Organism: Labrus mixtus (cuckoo wrasse)
Lineage: Eukaryota; Metazoa; Chordata; Actinopteri; Labriformes; Labridae
Product: aldo-keto reductase family 1 member B1-like
Exons: 10
Coding region: 96-1046 (316 amino acids)
Cellular component (GO): cytosol
Molecular function (GO): aldose reductase (NADPH) activity
Source: RefSeq, a predicted model, not a curated record